GAUCACUUCUCUACACCGAUCUCAUACGGUGUUUCAUGUAUUUGUGCCUUGAGGGAUUGGCCCACUGGAGAGUAUACACAGAAAAACUUUCCGUUCCUGGAAGUCGAUAUUCAUGCCCAAACGCAGAGCGGCUGCAUGCUAGACGCGGGGCGGCGAUCCUGAGAUAGCAAGUGAAUGAACAACAUGAUUUGCUAAUAUUGUUGCAUGGCUAUGUCUAUAACUUAUCGUUUCUGUCUUCCCGAGUUUCAGUGAUACAUCCAUUGACGAACACUCACAACUUCUUGCCCCUCAGACCAGUUGGAUAUCAAGGGCAUACACAUUCUUCAAGAUGUAUUCCAUAGUGGUUGCUUCAGCGACCACGCUGUUUCUUAUAACUUACUUCAUUAUUUUCCCAUUGGUCAGUUUUAUCCGCGACCCCAAACAACUACGAAGGUUUCCUUCUUUUCACCCACUCGCUGGCUUCACAAACCUGAUCUUCAUGCGAGAGGCCGAGCGCGGAUUCCGGUCCAAAACGCUCUACAACCGGCACAAGGAUAACCCUGUCCUACGUAUUGGUCCGAACGCUCUAUCGUAUGGAAAUCUCCGCGCCAUCAAGGACAUUUACGGACAUGGUACAAAGUGCAUCAAGGGAGAAUUCUAUGAGACAUUGGCAGGAACACACUACCAUCUAGCCGACGUCGUCGACAAAGCAGAACACGCUCGCAAGCGAAAGGUGCUAUCCGCCGCAUACGCUCUCCAGAAUCUCGAGAACUGGGAAUACAAGGUCGCAGACAAGGCCGAGAGAUUCGUCCGCGGAGCUGAUCGGGCGUGUACCUUGCCACUAAAGAAAGGUCUUCUCCGACCCGACAGAGCAGACCUCACCUUUGAUUAUCGAGCAUGGACAAAUUACUUUUCUCUCGACGCCAUUGCAGACAUCGGACUGAGCGAGCGCCUUGGCUUUCUUGACCAGGGCAGCGACCUCUGUAAGGCCGAGAACAUGGACGGCUCUCUCUUCAACGUCAACUACCGGGCGUGCCUUCACGCUACUGCUCGUAACCAGUCUGUUAUUGCCUGGUCCCACAACUGGUAUGGCUUCAAUCAGUGGCUCACAUCUCUCCUAUCGCCUGAUUUCCGUAACCGGUGGAACCUGAACAAAGGCUGGGACGGUAUCGUGUUGCACCGCGCCACACAACGGCUCAAGCGAUAUGAAAACGGUGAGAAGCUGCAAGACUUCUUCCAGUGUCUAAUGGAAGAUAAGCAAGGAAACCCGCACGGUCUCGAGUGGGGAGAGAUUGUCGCCGAAGUCUCUAUUAUGAUGAACGCCGGGAGCGACACCACAGCAAUCGCCAUGAACAAUGUCAUGUAUUGGUUGUUGAAGAACCCCGAAUGCAUGAGGAAGCUGCGUGACGAGGUCGACUAUGUCCUCGAUGGUGACGAGGUCGUGGCGCCUUACGAUAAAGUCAAGCAUCUUCCUUAUUUGCGAGCUUGUCUUGACGAAUCACUCCGUAUCACCCCAUCGACAACGUUCGGUCUACCCCGAAGAACUCCGCCCGAGGGUGCUAUGAUCCUUGAUGAGUUUAUCCCUGGCGGCACGAACGUGUCGAUCUCGGCGUACGUCGCGCACAGAGAUCCGGAGGUAUUUCCCAAUCCCGAGCGUUUCGAGCCAGAAAGGUGGCUGGGAGAGAAAGGAAAAGACCUACAACCCUACUUCAUUAGUUUCAGCGCUGGUGCGCGGGGCUGCAUUGGAAGAAAUAUCAGCUACCUCGAGCAGACAGUAUUAUUGGCUACUGUAGUACAUCGAUACGAGUUGGCGCUGCCGUACCCUGGUUGGGAACCCGAAAGACGGGAAGCCUUAAAUCUUAUGCCCGGGCCGAUGCCACUGAAGAUGUGGCGGCGGAAUUCUUGAUUAAAUCUCGCAGUAGGACAUGUUCAUUUUAUGUCAUUUCUUUUAGCGUUGGUAGGUUAGUUGCAUGGCACAUUUCAAUCAGAACUUUCUCAGUGAGCAUUUAUCUAGUUUGCGUUUAUGUAACCGAUUUGCACC
Molecule: messenger RNA, 2020 nt
Organism: Truncatella angustata
Lineage: Eukaryota; Fungi; Ascomycota; Sordariomycetes; Amphisphaeriales; Sporocadaceae
Product: cytochrome P450
Exons: 2
Coding region: 329-1885 (518 amino acids)
Molecular function (GO): heme binding; oxidoreductase activity, acting on paired donors, with incorporation or reduction of molecular oxygen; monooxygenase activity
Source: RefSeq, a predicted model, not a curated record